This is a messenger RNA of Aspergillus thermomutatus, 1008 nucleotides long. RefSeq names its product nitronate monooxygenase. Bases 1 to 1008 code for a protein of 335 amino acids. Gene Ontology annotation, molecular function: nitronate monooxygenase activity. The transcript has a single exon. Lineage: Eukaryota; Fungi; Ascomycota; Eurotiomycetes; Eurotiales; Aspergillaceae. The record is from RefSeq and is a predicted model, not a curated record.
AUGCGGGUAAUGUCCGGCCCCGCACUGGCGGUUGCUGUCUCCCGCGCUGGCGGGCUGGGAUUCAUCGGGCCGGGCGUGAAGACUCAAGAUAUCUGUGCUGAUCUCGAGGAAACAUCGACCUUGAUAAAAACGCUCUCUACUUCCCAAACUCAACCUUCUGCACUGCAAAGUCAACCCAUUCUCCCGGUAGGCGUCGGCUUCCAACUCUGGAGCGACGACGUUGAAGUCGCCGUCUCCGCUAUAAGCAAAUACAAGCCCUGCGCAGCCUGGCUCUUCGCUCCGCGGAACGGACAGAAAGACCUGGAUACCUGGUCCCGCCGGAUCCGCGAUGCGUCUCCAUUCACUCGCAUAUGGAUCCAGAUCGGCACGCUGGCUGAAGCAAGGGAGCUGGUACAGGGCACCGAAGAACCAGAUGUGAUUGUAGUGCAAGGAGCAGAGGCAGGCGGGCACGGCAGGGCAAACGACGGUCUCGGAAUCAUGGCAUUGCUUCCGGAGAUGAUGGACUGUCUUCCACCGCACAUCCCUGUGUUCGCAGCUGGGGGAAUAGCUGACGGGCGUGGCGCAGCAGCGGCACUCUGCCUUGGGGCUACCGGAGUCGUGAUGGGGACGCGGUUCCUUGCUGCUACAGAGACACGAAUUAGUCCUGGUUACCAGCGGGAAGUCGUGCGUGCAAGCGAUGGGGCCGUCUCGACAACACGGACGUUGCUGCAUAACCAGCUUCGGGGCACGGUGGGCUGGCCAGAGCAGUACAGUCCUCGCACGAUCCUCAAUCAGUCAUUCAUCGAGCAUCAGGCGGGUCGGCCAUUCGAUGAGCUGAAGCAGCUUCAUGAUCAAGCUCUCAAGGCGGGAGAUGCUGGGUGGGGACCGGAGGGAAGGCUGGCGACGUAUGCUGGUGCUGCGAUUGGGCUGAUCCAUGAUGUAAAAGAUGCUGAGAGGAUUGUCCAGAAUGUCCAAACGGAAGUCCUACGGAGGCUUUCAAUUGUGCAGAAGGCCAAUUCGGCCCAGUGA